UGUCCGGAGGAGAGCACGUGCCACCAUGCCACCGCCACGUCAGGCGCUCCCACCUUGGUCCUCUGAGUCCUACCUCGACGACCACUCUCCGCUGUCUGCCGUCUCCUGCCCGCUCACCGGCAUCACUUGUCCAUGUCUCGCCCACGACAAUACCUUGUUACUGCGCUUGAUCGGCCAACAUCCCAGCCACUUCCCUGGCAGUUCGAGCCCCACAGUCCGGCAGCCACCGCGCAGCCUCUACUAUGCAACUGAAGGCUACUGGAACUAUGCGUUGUCGGAGGAUUAUUAUUAUGUUCACCUCAUUCCAACAGGGCCCGGCCCAAUUCUUCGACCGUCUUCGAUUGUCGUCCUCGCCUCAAAACCCGUGUUCGGACUUAUCAGUCAUCAGGGUAAGGAGGCCGACGUUAUUGGUCACAAGGAGAUGAUGUGGAAGUUUGGCAAGGUCAAAAUCGACGACGGUGCCUUGAAGCACGGCGGGGCUGACGACGAGGAGCCUGCGGUGGAAGAUCCGGCGUUUGGCACUGCACGCGAGGCACACUUCGACAAGAAAAUGCGUGUCUUGCAGUGGGCACAGCGUCAAGGUUGGCCCGGGGCUGAGGGCCCUCCAGUGCCAAAGGGCGCCGCCCGGCCGACUGGGUACGGUGAGUGCCAGGAUUCGGACCUCUCGGAGGCGGCGGCGGAUCAGCACAAGUGGGACAAGGAGAAACUGAGCGCAUGA
Rhodofomes roseus is the source of this 718-nucleotide messenger RNA. RefSeq lists its product as uncharacterized. NCBI's taxonomy places the organism in Eukaryota, Fungi, Basidiomycota, Agaricomycetes, Polyporales, Fomitopsidaceae. The record is from RefSeq and is a predicted model, not a curated record. The transcript has 3 exons. Bases 26 to 718 code for a protein of 230 amino acids.